CCCUGCCCCCUUAUAUACCAUGCCUCGUCGCCUCUCCCUCUCGCCCUCCGUACCAGCUCUCUCUGUCUCUGUCUCUCUCUGCAAUUGGUCCCAUAAGUUUAUAAUGAAGAUGAGCUGUAAUGGCUGCAGAGUCCUGCGUAAGGGCUGCAGUGGGAACUGCAUCAUUAGACCUUGUCUUCAAUGGAUCAAGUCCCCUGAUUCUCAAGCCAAUGCUACUCUCUUCCUGGCCAAGUUCUAUGGCCGUGCUGGCCUCCUCAACCUCAUCGAAGCCGGUCCUCAACACCUUCGCCCUGCUAUUUUUAGGUCACUUUUAUAUGAGGCUUGCGGGCGUGUAGUAAAUCCAGUGUAUGGGUCAGUCGGAAUGCUCUGGUCGGGCAACUGGGCUCAGUGCCAAGCAGCAGUUGAUGCAGUGCUUAAAGGAUCACCGAUAACCCAAACUUCUUCUUCUGAUUCACUUGCGCUGCAGCCGAUUUCUCCUCUCAAGACGUACGAUAUCCGCCACGUCUCCAAGGAACCCAGGCCAGCUGACAUCGACAAGCUCAAGACCCGCACUCGUUUCAAGCGAUCCGUGAACAGGUCCAAGCGGCAGGUUGACCCGCCCAGUUAUGACUCGUGGAUGAGCCAACGGGGAAAUGAUGACAGCAAAGACGAUGAGAGCAUGUUCUCUGUGGAGACUGUGGAGGGUUCGCUGGUGAACCAGAGUCAAAAGGUUCCUGCUCUGAAGUUUGCUAGCCAAAUUGAGGAGAGUACUGAUGAUGUUGGGUUAGAACUGACUCUUGGAUUGGUUCCUGCAGCGCUGCAACCUCACCAGUGAGGAAGAAUUAAUCCAUCAUAAAGUGGUAGAUGUAAACUGCAGUUGGAUACAAAUUGAUCCUCCUCUGUGCUUCAUUCAUUACAGAUAGAAGCAAUUUUGGCGACUAUAAAGAUAUCAACUCUAGUUUCUCCUGAUAAUAGAAUGUUGAAGUUAAUUAUUUUGUUUCUUUUCUUUUCUUUCUUAAUUUUCUGUUUGGUGAAAAAGAAAUGUUGGUGGGUUUUUUCCUUUUUCUUUCUGGUAAAUUGUAAAAUUAGGACACAGAUAA
Molecule: messenger RNA, 1079 nt
Organism: Theobroma umbraticum
Lineage: Eukaryota; Viridiplantae; Streptophyta; Magnoliopsida; Malvales; Malvaceae
Product: LOB domain-containing protein 42-like
Biological process (GO): regulation of gene expression
Source: RefSeq, a predicted model, not a curated record